This is a messenger RNA of Spodoptera littoralis (African cotton leafworm), 2385 nucleotides long. NCBI's taxonomy places the organism in Eukaryota, Metazoa, Arthropoda, Insecta, Lepidoptera, Noctuidae. The record is from the annotation of a GenBank genome assembly.
AUGAGUUAUCAGAUACCAUCGUCCCAGAGUCGCACGAUGUCUCACAGCAACUAUGCCGGGUCUGAUGUGCCGAUGGCUCCGAGCAAGGAGCAGCAGACCCUCAUGUGGCAGCAGAACUCCUACCUGGUUGACUCUGGUAUCAACUCAGGGGCUGCUACUCAGGUCCCAUCACUCACGGGCAAGGAAGAUGAUGAGAUGGAAGGAGACCAGCUCAUGUUCGACCUGGAUCAGGGGUUCGCUCAGGGGUUUACUCAGGAGCAGGUGGAUGACAUGAACCAGCAGCUGUCUCAGACGCGCUCCCAGCGUGUCCGGGCUGCCAUGUUCCCUGAGACUCUGGAGGAGGGCAUCGAGAUCCCCUCCACUCAGCUGGACCCCGCCCAGCCAACGGCGGUGCAGCGCCUUGCUGAGCCGUCGCAGAUGCUCAAGCAUGCGGUGGUCAACCUCAUCAAUUAUCAAGACGAUGCUGACUUAGCUACCAGGGCUAUACCAGAGUUGAUCAAGCUACUCAACGAUGAGGAUCAAGUGGUUGUAUCACAAGCUGCCAUGAUGGUGCACCAGCUGUCCAAGAAGGAAGCUUCUCGCCAUGCUAUUAUGAACUCGCCGCAAAUGGUUGCCGCUUUAGUGCGUGCCAUCUCUAACAGCAAUGACCUGGAGACUACUAAGGGAGCAGUGGGAACCCUGCAUAACUUGUCUCACCACCGUCAAGGUUUACUCGCCAUCUUCAAGAGUGGUGGCAUUCCCGCCUUGGUGAAGCUUCUGAGCUCACCAGUCGAGUCUGUUCUGUUUUACGCCAUCACCACCCUCCAUAACCUACUCCUCCACCAGGACGGUUCUAAGAUGGCCGUCCGCCUAGCUGGAGGUCUCCAGAAAAUGGUUGCACUCCUGCAAAGGAACAAUGUAAAGUUCUUGGCGAUUGUGACUGAUUGUCUGCAAAUCUUGGCUUAUGGAAACCAAGAGUCGAAAUUGAUCAUUCUCGCUUCUCAGGGACCUAUCGAAUUGGUCCGUAUUAUGCGCUCGUACGACUACGAAAAGUUGUUGUGGACUACAUCUCGUGUCCUGAAGGUACUUUCAGUGUGCUCUAGCAACAAGCCUGCUAUCGUCGAGGCUGGUGGUAUGCAAGCCCUGGCCAUGCACCUCGGCAACCCUAGUGGUCGCCUGGUGCAGAACUGCCUCUGGACUUUGAGGAAUCUCUCCGAUGCAGCAACUAAGGAGGUGGAGGGCCUGGAAGCUUUGCUGCAAAGUCUGGUGCAAGUUCUCGCGUCCACUGACGUGAACAUCGUCACCUGUGCUGCCGGUAUCCUGUCCAACUUGACCUGCAACAACCAACGCAACAAGGUGACUGUCUGCCAAGCCGGCGGCGUGGAUGCCCUGGUCCGCACCGUGGUGUCGGCGGGCGACCGCGAGGAGAUCACUGAACCAGCUGUGUGCGCGCUCCGUCACCUUACUUCGCGUCAUGUUGAGAGCGAGAUGGCUCAGAACGCUGUGCGCUUGCACUAUGGUUUGCCGGUGAUCGUGAAGCUGCUGCAGCCGCCGUCCCGCUGGCCGCUGGUGAAGGCGGUGGUGGGGCUGGUGCGCAACCUGGCGCUGUGCCCCGCCAACUACGCGCCGCUGCGGGAGCACGGCGCCGUGCACCACCUCGUGCGGCUACUCAUGCGCGCCUUCAAUGAUACUCAGAGGCAGCGCAGUUCCUCUGGCGGCGGUACAGCGGGCGGCGCGUAUGCGGACGGAGUGCGUAUGGAAGAGAUCGUGGAAGGAGCCGUCGGAGCUCUGCACAUACUGGCGCGGGAGAGCGUCAACCGUCAACUCAUACGUCAACAGAACGUUAUCCCGAUAUUCGUGCAGCUACUCUUCAAUGAAAUUGAAAACAUACAGCGCGUGGCAGCAGGCGUGCUCUGUGAGCUGGCCGUCGAGAAGGAAGGAGCCGAAAUGAUAGAAGCUGAAGGGGCAACUGCUCCACUUACCGAACUACUUCACUCACGGAACGAAGGCGUGGCUACUUAUGCAGCUGCGGUAUUAUUCCGCAUGUCCGAAGAUAAGCCUCAUGACUAUAAGAAGAGACUCUCGAUGGAGCUGACCAAUUCUUUGUUCCGCGAUGACCAUCAGAUGUGGCCCAAUGACCUGGCCAUGCAACCUGAUCUCCAGGAUAUGCUUGGGCCAGAACAAGGCUAUGAGGGGCUGUAUGGCACUCGACCGUCGUUUCACCAGCAAGGCUACGAUCAAAUACCGAUAGACUCAAUGCAGGGAUUAGAAAUCGGCAGUGGAUUCGGCAUGGACAUGGAUAUAGGUGAGAGCGAAGGUGCGGGCGCCGCGUCAGCUGAUCUCGCGUUCCCAGAACCACCGCACGACAACAACAAUGUCGCCGCCUGGUACGACACAGACCUUUAG